Molecule: messenger RNA, 1232 nt
Organism: Limulus polyphemus (Atlantic horseshoe crab)
Lineage: Eukaryota; Metazoa; Arthropoda; Merostomata; Xiphosura; Limulidae
Product: jun dimerization protein 2-like
Exons: 4
Coding region: 310-996 (228 amino acids)
Biological process (GO): regulation of transcription by RNA polymerase II
Cellular component (GO): nucleus
Molecular function (GO): RNA polymerase II cis-regulatory region sequence-specific DNA binding; DNA-binding transcription factor activity, RNA polymerase II-specific
Source: RefSeq, a predicted model, not a curated record
GUAGUGCGAGGAGCGCGUGAGUCAGAGACACAAGCUUAUAGUCUGUGCACGAGAUCUGAGAAUACACACUGUGCAUACUCUAAGCAAACAUUGUGUCAUCGGAGCAGACGCAAGAAGAGACAAUUCAAAUAAUGACGCCUGUUGGAUUUUUAUGCAGUGACUAAUGAUAUUUAACGAGAUGAAAUUUGGUCAAGAAGCUAGAAAGCGUGCAGUUUUAAGGGUAUAACCCAACGGUUGGAUCUUUCGUACCAUAGCAUCGUUGUAGCUAACUUGGAGUUUCCCUUUCUGUCCAUGUAAGCUGAUGCCAUCAUGUACGGCUAUGAUGCCACUUCGCCCAUCAUCUCUGAAUGCCCUAUGUACGAUUCCUGUGGCCCCCUUGGGACUACAUACCCUCCGACGGACAGUCAAGAAUACUUCGAAGGAAAUGGGUUAAGACCCCACACCCCUGAGGUCCUCACCACGUUAGUUGAUAUGCCUGAUCCGACAUGUUCUUACUUUUUAACUUCAUCCCCCCAGUCCAUCCUUAGUCCGAGCUCUCCUUCCACCAGUUCCUGCAGCGUCCCGUCUCCAGUUUUGAGCCGACCUCCCAGUGUCCAAGCUACCAUGUCGUUGCUUGUUAAAGAAGGGUUGAAGAUGGCCAUUCAUACAAGAAGAAAUGUCCAAGGCAAGAAUCAGGUUGUGUUGGAGUAUCGAGAACCACACCAAGAAAAGCUCACGGAAGAGGAUGAAAUGAGGAGGAGGAGGAGAAGGGAGAGGAACAAGAUAGCAGCCACUAAAUGCAGGAACAAGAAGAAGGAAAGGACGCAUAAACUAGCUAUAGAGUCGGAUCAUCUUGAGGUAAAUAACGUUGCUUUAAGAACGGAAAUCCACAACUUGGAACUGGAAAGACAAGAACUAUUAAAUUUGCUCACAAACCACCUGCCUCGCUGUUGCCUACCUUCGCAGCAGAACUCAUGUGCGCAGCCGCACGCGACUUACCCUUGUCCAAUAGUGUGAGCGUAUACAUCACCCAAAGCUGAAGGAACCUGAUUUGGAAUUUGAGGAGAGAAUUUGUCUUUCUAAUAUUUGUUCAUGUUUUGUGAUACCUGGGGAUGGUAUAAAACAGCCAAAUAUUUAUUGUUUACCUUACUCUGGUGGCGGAAAACUUGAGGAGGGAUUUUGUCUUUUCUAAACCCUCUGACAUAGAGGGAUGAUGUGAGGUGACUAAUUCUAUUAAGGAAUCGGAUAACUUA